UCCCCCGAAGCGCGCCUCCUAACGUCACCUCGCCGCACACUGGCGAGACCUGCGGUCUUCGGCAUCCGGGCUCUUCCUCACUAGUGCGUCUCAGAGAGGAAAACAGACAUUUUUCCCGCUGCUAGGGGGAGCGGCCUGGACUGGUUGGAGCGGACUCCUCUCCCUCGAACCUGUAGCCUCAUCGUUCCUGGCCACGCCCCGGGAGACCCGGACCAGUGCCUGACGCUGCGCGAGGACACCGAGGCGACGCAGGUGAUGGCGGAGACCGGUGAGGGGAGCGAGGAGUCGCCGCAGCUGUCGGAGGAGGCGGGCGUCCCCGGCCGCGCUCCCCAGUCCUUGCUCGGCGGGGAUCGCGAUCGCGCAGAGCCCGAGGGUCUGCAGAGGGAGGCGCCGCCUUCCCCUGGAGGCCCAGACGCAGUCGCAGAGGUGCUGGCCGCAGACAGCAGCCUGCAGACUGGCGCUCAGGAUGGGGAGGAGGCCCUGGAAACCUGGGGCACAGAGACGACCGCGUCGGAGGUGACGGGGAAAGGCAAGGGCGAGGAAGCAGAGGCUGAAAAGUGCGUCAUCGAUUCAGUAGCGGUGGAAGAAGAGGUGGGGUCUGGAGUGGUGAUGGCGGAGAGCCUGGAGGAGGAGGCGGUGGUGCAGAAGGAGUCGCCAGGAGGUGAGGAGAUGGAAAUGGCGGAGGGAGACAGAGUGAUGGGGGCGGCGAAGGAGCCAGGGCCCUGGCCCUUGAAUAUGAAUCUGCGCAUGGAUCCUCUGGAGGCCAUCCAGCUGGAACUGGACACUGUAAAUGCUCAGGCGGACAGGGCCUUCCAGCAGCUGGAGCAGAAGUUCGGGCGCAUGCGUCGCCAUUACCUGGAGCGAAGGAACUACAUCAUUCAGAGUAUCCCGGGCUUCUGGAUGACCGCAUUUAGGAACCAUCCCCAGCUGUCUCCCAUGGUUAGGGGCCAAGACGCCGACAUGUUAAGGUAUGUAACCAAUUUGGAGGUGAAGGAGCUCCGACAUCCUAGAACGGGCUGCAAGUUCAAGUUCUUCUUUAGAAGAAAUCCCUACUUCAGAAACAAGCUAAUCGUCAAGGAGUAUGAGGUCAGAUCUUCGGGGCGAGUGGUGUCUCUUUCCACGCCAAUCGUAUGGCGUAGGGGACAUGAACCCCAGACCUUCAUUCACAGAAACCAAGACCUCAUCUGCAGCUUCUUUACCUGGUUUUCAGACCACAGCCUUCCAGAGUCUGACAGAAUUGCUGAGAUUAUCAAAGAGGAUCUGUGGCCGAAUCCCUUGCAGUACUACCUGUUGCGUGAAGGCAUCCGCAGAGUCAGGCGUCGACCAGUGAGAGAGCCAGUCGAGAUCCCGAGGCCCUUUGGUUUCCAGUCCGGUUAACUUCUACCUUAGGUAAUCCUGCUGCUCAAAUUCCCCUCCCAUGUCCUGCUGGUCUUAAGCUUGGACAAAAGCAACGGUAUGCCAUUUUUUGUUUCUUGACUGAACUGUCUGUGUUCUCUCUCCUCUGAAUAUUCAGUUCUUUCAACCGCAAGAUCAAGACUUACGGACAUGCUUCUUGAAAUUAAUACUUGGCUCUCAUGCUCUUCUAUGUUAAUAUCCCAUGCUGCAUGGCAACAGUUCACACUACUUCGAAGACAAGUCAGUGAUGUUGUAAAUUGCAUUACCUUUACUCUGUGUAGACGCUGAUAUUUUGAGAGCCUCUGAUUUUUACUACCGCUUGGAUUUCUAGCUUGUCUUGGAGCCUAGUCUGCUCAUCCUUCUCUGCAUCCAACUGUUUAGGAACUCGGUCUGUGGAUAAUUACUGGGCAUUAAUGAUGCCAAGGGAGCGUGACAAUGGACCAAUUUUUCUGUGAUUUCUGCUACUUUGUGACUUCGCCUGUACCACUUGUUACCUUCGGAUGUCGCCAGCUAUUCGCUAUGCCAGCUCCUUUUGAGUGUUGCCAACGACUCUUAUCUCCCACAUUAACGUUUUUCUCCUAUUAACAAGAAAAACUUUUUAAAAAAAAUUUUAGAAACAUCUGAAAAAGUAGGCAUUUGUUGUUUUGGCUCUUAUUUCCAGAAUAGAGAGGUUACCAUAUAAGAUAGACUUAGAAGAUCUGAUUGCUCUCACCCCUUCCUUCAUGACUCCUUAUCCUCUUAAGAGGUGUAGAGGGUGCAAAGGGAGGCAUAUUUACUUGGAAAGAAAGGCAACAUCUGCUUUAAUCAGUGGAACAAACAGGCUAUGAUGGGUGCUCUAAGUUGGGGAAACUGAGCAAAAGAUUAGAGGCAGAAAUGAGCCAGGUAGAAAUUGGGUUGAGAAUGAAGACUGGGCUGACAGAGCUAUCAAUUUUAUUCUAUCAAUGGUAAUGGGAGGAGAUAUUUUCUCAGGUUUGAAAUAGAAAAAUUGCAGGGAUUUUGGAGUGUUAAAUAUGUUGCCUGGAAAGGGUUCUUUAUAAAGAAACUAAUUUUGAAUGCUUUUCUUGUUUUAUGUUAUGUGAACUACAUGGAAGAUUAAUAUUGUACUGUUAUUUCAUUAUUACUAGUUAUUUUCAGUUAAUGCUUGCUGGGAAAAUUCAGCUGUAUAGCUUGUUUUCUUUGUUUCUUUUUUUAGCAUUUGCUUGGGAACAUUUGGAAAUAACAGUUGUACUUUCCUGUAUGGUAUUGAGACUUAAGCAAAUAUUCUUAAGAGUUUUCAGCUUGUUCUUCUUUCUGUUAAGCUGUAUUUGCAGUAACAUAGUUUGGACAACUUGAUCUUUAUCAAACUUGUCAAAUUAUUGUCUUCAUGGAAAAAUAAUUCACAAAAAUAUGUGGCUUGAUUGAUUUUCUUAAUAUGUCUCUUCCUUAAUUGCAUUAAGUACUUGUGAGAUUACUGUGUUAAACUAGAAAUUUACCACUGGCAUAUUUUUCUUUAUUUAUGA
Molecule: messenger RNA, 2894 nt
Organism: Fukomys damarensis (Damara mole-rat)
Lineage: Eukaryota; Metazoa; Chordata; Mammalia; Rodentia; Bathyergidae
Gene: Tspyl1
Product: TSPY like 1
Exons: 1
Coding region: 256-1377 (373 amino acids)
Biological process (GO): nucleosome assembly
Cellular component (GO): nucleus; chromatin
Molecular function (GO): histone binding; chromatin binding
Source: RefSeq, a predicted model, not a curated record